AUGCUCCCACUGGGUCAGAUUUUUGAUAACAACAAAAUAAAUUACCAUAACUAUGCAGAAGACACACAAAUUUACAUUACUCUAUCAACAGGAGACUACAGUCCAGUACAAGCACUGAGUGAGUGCAUUGAACAAGUCAAUAAUUGGAUGUGCCAGAAUUUUCUUCAGCUGAACAAAGACAAAACUGAGGUCGUAGUUUUUGGGGCCAAAAAGGAAAGAUUAAAGGUUAGUGCUCACCUACAAUUUGUAAUGUUAAAAAGCUCGGACCAAGCCAGGAAUCUUGGUGUAGUCAUGGACUCUGACCUGAGCUUUAACAGCCAUAUUAAGACAAUUACAAAGACAGCCUUCUAUCACCUGAAGAAUAUAGCAAGAAUUAGAGGACUGAUGUCUCAGCAGGAUUUGGAAAAACUAGUCCAUGCAUUUAUCUUCAGCCGACUUGACUACUGUAACAGCGUCUUUACUGGUCUUCCUAAAAAAUCGAUCAGACAGCUGCAGCUGAUUCAGAACGCUGCUGCUAGAGUCCUCACUAAGACCAAGAAAGGGGAUCAUAUCAGUCCAGUUCUGAGGUCUCUACACUGGCUCCCUGUCUCUCAGAAAAUUGAUUUCAAAAUACUGCUGUUGGUUUACAAAGCACUAAAUGGUUUAGGGCCAAAAUAUAUUUCUGAUCUUCUGCUAUGUUAUGAACCGUCCAGACCUCUCAGGUCAUCUGGAUCAGGUCUGCUUAGUGUCCCAAGAGUCAGAACUAAACAUGCAGAAGGAGCGUUCAGUUUUUAUGCACCAAAUAUCUGGAAUAAGCUCCCAGAAAACUGCAGGACCGCUACAACUCUGACUUCAUUUAAAACAAAGCUUAAAACUUUC
This is a messenger RNA of Sebastes umbrosus (honeycomb rockfish), 858 nucleotides long. RefSeq lists its product as uncharacterized. The transcript has a single exon. The annotation marks the transcript as partial. The record is from RefSeq and is a predicted model, not a curated record. Lineage: Eukaryota; Metazoa; Chordata; Actinopteri; Perciformes; Sebastidae.